AUGGCCGUCGCCUAUUACAACUACAUAAGAAGAAAAAACCCAAACCUACAUCGCGAGCGCAUAUUUCGAGAUAUCGACAACCCGCUUGAUUGCCUAGAUGACACAGAUAUCAUCUGCUUCCCAAAUGUCAUAGGUGCAAUCGAUGGGACCCAUAUUAGAAUAAAAUCACCAUCUCUUGAUGAACACUUGUAUGUAAAUAGAAAAAACUACCAUUCCAUUAAUGUGCAGGCUGUGUGUGAUUCAAAGCUUAGAUUCGUGAACAUUGUAGCAAAAUGGCCAGGCAGCACAAACGACUCUUUCAUUCUAGAAAACAGUGCGUUGAAAGAUAUGUUUGAGAGGGGUGCAAUUCCUGAGGGGUUGCUCCUUGGUGACAGCGGCUAUCCCCUGCGGCCUUGGCUGCUCACUCCAGUGCUGAACCCAACAACCAGACCGGAGGAGAGAUACAACGCGUCUCACAUCAGGACAAGGAAUACCCUGGAACGCAGCUACGGAGUCCUAAAAUCAAGAUUUAGGUGCCUCGACACAAGUGGAGGAUCUCCCUUUUAUUCACCCACGAAGGCAUGCAGAGUUACGGUGGCUGUUGCAGUUCUGCACAACAUGUGUAUUAACAAUGGAGUCCCCAUUCCGGCGGACUGUGUCGAUGCCCGUGACAGAGGACGAAUUGGGCGCCCCCAGUACAUUGGUCCCAUCAAUGACGGAGUGACAGUGAGAAACAGACUCAUCAACAGACGAUUUGCUUAAAUUUGUACAUGUAUCUAUUUUAUCAUAUUGAUAUAUGUUUUUAAUACGCCGUUAUUCAUAAAUACAUGUAUAAUAAAAUUUGUGAGCAAUUUG
Molecule: messenger RNA, 834 nt
Organism: Magallana angulata
Lineage: Eukaryota; Metazoa; Mollusca; Bivalvia; Ostreida; Ostreidae
Product: putative nuclease HARBI1
Exons: 2
Coding region: 1-741 (246 amino acids)
Source: RefSeq, a predicted model, not a curated record